AUGGCCGUGGUCGUUAGAGAGGAUGGCCGCAAGAGGGCGCAGGAGCGCCGGCGGAACGCGGCUGCGGCUCCCAGGCUCUGCAAGUCUGAUUUUGAAAGAGGGACUAUAUUCUGCAUGGAAACUCUGGAGCAGCAGAGCUGUGCCCGCAAUGUUAAGCCUCAAAUAAACAGGAAUCUGGGCCAUCAAAUGGGCUACUCUCGAGCUUUUGGCGUAGAGUCUGCCCUGUCUGGUGUAAUUCUUGCUACCACUGCCUUCCUUUAG
Rangifer tarandus platyrhynchus (Svalbard reindeer) is the source of this 261-nucleotide messenger RNA. NCBI's taxonomy places the organism in Eukaryota, Metazoa, Chordata, Mammalia, Artiodactyla, Cervidae. The record is from the annotation of a GenBank genome assembly.